Colletes gigas is the source of this 4899-nucleotide messenger RNA. RefSeq lists its product as uncharacterized. The record is from RefSeq and is a predicted model, not a curated record. The transcript is spliced from 2 exons. The coding region runs from base 163 to 4671 and encodes 1502 amino acids. NCBI's taxonomy places the organism in Eukaryota, Metazoa, Arthropoda, Insecta, Hymenoptera, Colletidae.
AAGAAGUGGUAAAAAGAAGGGGAAACCAACAUAAAUGGAAUUGCUGCAACCUAUGUGUAGUACAUGUUAAUCUUUUCUGUCACAGAGAGCAUCGCAGUUCUUUAUUGUCUUGCUUGAAGUAAUAAAUUUUGGUCUCUUGUCAUAAGAGACCAAAUCAGUAAUAUGGUGGUACAAAGAAUUGCCAUUUUAUUGUUAUUAAUAACACAAGUAUUAUCUGCACCAAGUGGAUGUAUAGAAUCCUGUGGUUUUUAUAGCAAACAAUUUCAAACUGGUUCACAAAUACCUAGUAACAUUCAAGGUUACAAUGAUUUAACACAGACUGCAACACGUUUACAAGGACUUGACUAUUCCAGACCUGGUACUUGGUCUGAACACAAUGACUAUAAUACGAAUAAUGGAAAUGGAAAAAUACAUGAAGAACAUGGUCAGAUUGUUGAUGGUCCUAAGACGGUAAGAUACUACAAGAAGAAUUAUUCAUCUUCUUACAGUACAGGAAAUACCUAUGGUGCAGGAUUACCAGAAAUUGAACAUCAAAAUAAUUAUGGACACGGUAUUCGUGUAUCUAAUGCAGGAGAGAGUUUUAAUUCUCAACAAGCAUACAAUCAAAUAGGUAAUAUUGAAUCAAGUGCACAACAACGUGAAUAUAAUAGAAUACAAAGCCAACAACAUACACAAUCAUCAGUCAGAAGAGCUAAUACACAAAGUGAGAGGCUUGAAGAUUUUGGAGAAUAUGGUGGAAGCUCACAAGGAGUACAAGAUGCAUCAGAUUUGGCUACUCAAAUUUCUCAAAAAACUUAUUCUAAUGCACAACCUAGAAAUUGGAGCAAAGUGGAUUCAUAUGGAACUGAUGGAGGUCAUGGACAAGUGUUUGAAGAAGAAGGUCAAUAUGUAUCAGGACCUAAGAAAGUCCGUUAUUAUAAAAGAAAUUACACUUCUAGUUCUGGCUUAACUAGCAGUAUUCCUAUAUCUAUACCUAUAUCUGAAGUGACUAAUACUGGAGUAGAAAAUAUAAAUAGAGAAAUAGAAAAAUUCCAUAGAGAAACUGGGAAAGAAUUUAAUCAGAUAUCUAGUACAAGAAAUACGGCAUCUAGUAAUAUUGCGCAAACAAAUAUUGGUAUGCAUGAAUUAGCCAGUGAUAAUCUUUAUAGCAAUACACAUAGGAGUCAAAUCGACCAUGGAAGUAGUUUAUCUACACAUCAUAAUGAAGAACAUUUAACAGAUACUGUCACCAAACCAUAUAUAAAUCCAACUCAGAAUACUUAUGGUGCCAAUAGUUUCAGCAUGUAUGAAAGACACGAAGGGUAUGUACCAAAAUUACAACCAUCUACACAAUUUAUAAAUCCUACACCAGGAUAUACAAAUGUACUUAGUACUGGAAAUAGUGGUUACAAUAGAAAUAUAUAUAGCAAAGGCAUAAUGCAGCAACAAACAGACAACAUGCAAGAGACACAACUUUUGGAUAGUCAUCAAUCAAGAUUGAAUCGUGAUCAAAUAACUGAUGAUAACAUGAGGCAAAAUAUUUAUACUCAAAAUAGACACAUAAAUACAGGUAUGCCAGGACGAGUUUCACAUUAUAAAGAACACUGGAGUUCUAGUCAUAUGAAAGAAACAUCAGUUCCACAUUAUUCCUCAGAUAUUUCACAUACCAAUGAGCAGGGCGCUUUGUACAACAAUAGAUAUAGAGAAAACAGUUUUAACUCUGGACAUCAAACGACAUUAGAAAAAUUACGAACUGGAGAGUUUGAAUUAAGUCAAAUGGGAAAUCAUGCAGACUGUACACAAGGAACAACCGACCAUGUACACACAGAUUCACAAUUGCAUAGAAAAUACAAACGCAGUCCAAACUCUGAUCCCUUCAGUUAUAUGCAACAAUCUGAUGAAUUUGAUGACCUAACUCAACAAACAUCUGGGAAACCUAAAAUUGAACAGGAGUCACAACACUUUCACUACCCUUGGGGACCAAGUAUGAAUACACAGCAAUCAGAAGAUUUGACACAGCAAACAGGUGAAUUUGAUGAUCUAACACAAAAGACUUCUGGGGAGCUUGAAUUUGGGCCACCAUCACGAGAUUCCUAUCAACCUCGUAGACCAAGUACUGGUAAUCAGCAAACAGAAGAUUUAACACAGCAAACAGGUGAAUUUGAUGACCUAACUCAACAAACAUCUGGGAAACUUGAAUUUGGGCCACCAUCACGAGAUUCCUAUCAACCUCGUAAACCAAAUACUGAUAACCAGCAAACAGAAGAUUGGACACAGCAAACAGGGGAACUUGAUGAUCUAACUCAACAAACAUCUGGGAAGCUUGAAUUUGGGCCACCAUCACGAGAUUCCUAUCAACCUCGUAAACCAAAUACUGAUAACCAGCAAACAGAAGAUUGGACACAGCAAACAGGGGAACUUGAUGAUCUAACUCAACAAACAUCUGGGAAACUUGAAUUUGGGCCACCAUCACGAGAUUCCUAUCAACCUCGUAAACCAAAUACUGAUAACCAGCAAACAGAAGAUUGGACACAGCAAACAGGGGAACUUGAUGAUCUAACUCAACAAACAUCUGGGAAACUUGAAUUUGGGCCACCAUCACGAGAUUCCUAUCAACCUCGUAGACCAAGUACUGGUAAUCAGCAAACAGGUGAAUUUGAUGACCUAACUCAACAAACGUCAGGGAAGCUUGAAUUUGGGCCACCAUCACGAGAUUCCUAUCAACCUCGUAGACCAAAUACUGGUAAUCAGCAAACAGAAGAUUGGACACAGCAAACAGGGGAACUUGAUGAUCUAACUCAGCAAACAUCUGGAAAACUUGAAUUUGGGACACCAUCACGAGAUUCCUAUCAACCUCGUAGACCAAGUACUGGCAAUCAGCAAACAGGUGAAUUUGAUGACCUAACUCAACAAACGUCAGGGAAGCUUGAAUUUGGGCCACCAUCACGAGAUUCCUAUCAACCUCGUAGACCAAAUACUGAUAACCAGCAAACAGAAGAUUGGACACAGCAAACAGGUGAAUUUGAUGACCUAACUCAACAAACAUCUGGGAAACUUGAAUUUGGGCCACCAUCACGAGAUUCCUAUCAACCUCGUAAACCAAAUACUGGUAACCAGCAAACAGAAGAUUGGACACAGCAAACAGGGGAACUUGAUGAUCUAACUCAACAAACAUCUGGGAAACUUGAAUUUGGGCCACCAUCACGAGAUUCCUAUCAACCUCGUAAACCAAAUACAGGUAACCAGCAAACAGGUGAAUUUGAUGAUCUAACUCAACAAACAUCUGGGAAACUUGAAUUUGGGCCACCAUCACGAGAUUCCUAUCAACCUCGUAAACCAAAUACUGAUAACCAGCAAACAGAAGAUUGGACACAGCAAACAGGGGAACUUGAUGACCUUACUCAACAAACAUCUGGAAAGCUUGAGUUUGGAUCUCAGUCACAAGAUUCUUAUCUACCUCGAAGACCAAAUACUAAUACUCAGCAAACAGAAGAUUUGACACAGCAAACAGGUGAAUUUGAUGACCUUACUCAACAAACAUCUGGGAAGCUUGAAUUUGGACAGCAGUCAAUGGAGCACAAUCCAUACUUUUCAAAUUCUGAUAGAUCCAGAGAAUCAGUAAAUAUGCAGAAUCCAGAAGUUAAUACUCAAAGAAAUGAAAAUUUUCCUAUAGUGGGUGUAAAUGGCAAUAUACCUGUAGAGCAGCAAGUGUCUAGUUUCCAACUUCCCAAACCAGCAGGGAAACCAAAACCAAGGUCAAGAUAUUCAAGAAUUGGUGUAUUAAGCAAUAUACAAAAUACGUAUAAUUCUGAUAAUCAACAACCUUCCCAUCCUGAUGCUAACAUUUAUGAAUUACCACCAAAUGUUGUAACUGAGGCUGAUGUAAAUAUGGUUAGGGAUAAAAAUAUUAGAGGUGAUCAAAAUGCAAACAAUUUCAUGGACACAACUACUUCUAAACAGUUAAAUCAACCAGCUGCUGAUAAGACACACAGUAUUGAAGAGGCAUAUGUGGAUUCAGUUAACUCAUUACAUAAAUCUAAUGAUGCAACUGUAGGUUUACAGUGGCAUUACACAUAUCACCCUAGCGAUCAAAGACAAUUUAUACAACAAACAGAUCAAAGGGAUAAGGGGCAUUUACAGCAGCAAUCAAGCAGUCCAGAGUUCCAACAGUCCGGUCAUAGUUUUGAUCAGCAAGAAACACAAAAUAUAUAUCAACAGUCAUCUAUUUUUGACAAUGAAGAAUCAGAAAUAUCUCAAAAAUAUCAAGACAAAUCUGACAAUAUUAAAAAACAAAGUGAAUUAGAAUUUAGUCAACAAAGAGCAAGUGAAAUUGAUGAUGAACAACAUGUUCAAAACCGUGAAACUAAGCUUCAGUUAGAACCAAGAAUUAUAGAAGUUUACGGAGGUGGACCAUAUGAUGCAUCUCAUAACGAUGAUAUAUAUAGUGGAAUAACAGUAAAUCCCAGUGCUACACUACUACCAAUUAAUAAUGCUGAUCCAUGGGAUAUUCACGAGAAACCAAGAGAAGUGAUAGGAAUAGUUAAUGAAGUAACAUCUACACCAAUGUCUGUAAAACCUUUAAAUGAAAAUGAUGAGACAACGCAUGCACCAUCUUUUUGGUCAAAACUUGGCAGUCAAAUAACAACUACUUAUGGUAAAGCUAAAGAAAAAGCUAGAACCAUCUUUGGAUAAACAUAAUUUGUAAUAUUAUUAAUUAAUUUGUAUUUGUAAGUGACUUUUUUCUUAAUACUAUAGGACUUCUCAUUAUAUAGAGUUUAUUUAUCAGUGUCAUAUAAUGUACUGUUAUCAUUUAUUUUGUUAAUUUAAUGAUUUCAAGAAGUUGAUAUAGUAUUAUGGAAUGACAUUAUUCCAAAUUUAUUGUAUAUUUCGUUAUUUAAAUAAAAUUAUAUUUUAUAAGUA